UCUCCUCUCCAUUCUUCCGACAGGGCCGGAUCAAUGGAAACGCACACCCAGCGCUCGGUUUCCUUGGUCAGGAAGGAGAUUAACAGGGCCGUUUGCGGGGUGCAUCCGUCCCCAAUGCAAAGGCACAGGACACCGCCGUCGUUUCGGACGUUUCCCUCAUCUUCGGCCGUGRCCACGCUCCCGUGGUUGAGGAUCGCCUGCAACGCGGCCAUCGACUCCGAAACAUCCUUGGCAGACCGAAAGACCCGCAGGGGGGCRAUCUCGGACGCGAAACAGUCCAUCCGGAGGAGCUUGUCGACGUAGUCGCAAUAUCCGAAAUUGUUCGGCCGCCGCUUUGUCCCGCUCUCCGCGACGGAGGAGUGGUGCUUCAGGGCCCUCGGYGGGGCUUGCUUGCAGCGCCUAGCAGUUUCUUCUCGAACGCACUGGUGGCAGACCAGGCUGUUUCCAUUGCUUCCAGCUCUGCCGCCGCUUUCCAUGAAUUUUCGAAAGAUCUUUUUCUGGAACCGGUGCCUACCAAGCAUUCGUUUGCAGCUGCCACACUGAUGAAGAUCUNGGUGUGAACAUCACUGAGAGUUUAUUAGAAAAGGGCUUUCCCAUCGAAAUUGCCAAAAAAAUCCCCUUUGGCACAAAGUGUAAUUGGGGACCGGGUGCGAGCUUCAAUCUCAUGGCGGUGCUGAUUUAUUUUGUGAGUGGAGCUCUGCUGUGUUGUCUACCUGAUCCCACCCCGGUUUGCGAGGGUAGAAAAGAGUUAGAACAAGAACGGAAGAGUACGAACUUGUCGAGAAGCGUCGGCAGAAACGUUGUAUAAUGAAAUGUAAAGAAACGUGAUUUUCUAACCACCACGUCGCAACUCACCCUUUGAUGGGAUAUGUGAGUACAUCGAUCCAGAACCAUAUGUUUUUUCUCAGGUUGGUGAAGCGCGAACCUAUGAAUGACGAUUUUGUAGAUGAAGCGAUCGAACGAGCUAAGAUAAAAUCAUCUUGCUUAU
Pseudo-nitzschia multistriata is the source of this 988-nucleotide messenger RNA. NCBI's taxonomy places the organism in Eukaryota, Bacillariophyta, Bacillariophyceae, Bacillariales, Bacillariaceae. The record is from the annotation of a GenBank genome assembly.